CAUUUCUUCGUUUGCGACAGUCGGUUGUCCAGUUUGACAUAUUUUUCAGCGUUUGAAAGACUUGGAAAAAAAGAAAUAAUGAAAACGGUUUUUUCCGUAGUUGCUUUCUGCUUCGUGUUGGUGACCAUAAACGCAAGAGAAUCUCCCCCCAUGGUGAAGGUGUACAGCCGUAACCCAGGGGAAUAUGGGAAAGACAACACCCUGAUCUGUCACGUGAGUGGCUUCCACCCCCCUGACAUCAGCAUCCAGCUCCUGAAGAACGGUGUGGAGAUCCCCGACGCCAAGCAGACAGACCUGGCCUUCGAACAGGGAUGGCAGUUCCACCUCACCAAGAGUGUUGGAUUCACACCAGCCAGCGGAGAGGAGUACACCUGCAGAGUCCGUCACCUGAAGAAUAUGAAGACCUACACCUGGGAAUCAGAUAUGUAAGGCUUCGGUGUUCAUCGCUGCAGAAGCGCCAAGAGGCGGGGACCCGCCUGAGCGCCUGCAAUAGGCUGAGCAAGUUUAAACCACGCCCAGUCUCUACUGUGAUAGGCCAACAGACGGGUUGGAACUGUCUAUCACAGUAUAAAGAAUACUGUUUUACAUACGUCUUGUCAGUUCUCUGUUCUGCCCUGCGUGGUAUUACAGUGAGCCCGUAUAUACGAAAGUUGCAUUUGCCAUUUAUUACUUAGCUAAUAAAAAAUACAUAGAAUAAAA
Oncorhynchus kisutch (coho salmon) is the source of this 699-nucleotide messenger RNA. Its product is annotated as beta-2-microglobulin-like. The transcript has 4 exons. NCBI's taxonomy places the organism in Eukaryota, Metazoa, Chordata, Actinopteri, Salmoniformes, Salmonidae. The record is from RefSeq and is a predicted model, not a curated record. The coding region runs from base 79 to 429 and encodes 116 amino acids.